UGUCAUUCCCUCGCUUGGUAGCGAGAAGAGUGUACGUAGGUAGUGUGCAGCACUUCAGGUUGUCGAAAUGACGGUUUGUUUCGCUAAUCAUUCUCCCUUUAAUUCGCCGUUUUGACACAUAUCCAACAGUAAGACUGAUUUAUCCGGAACACAACGGUCCUUUUUAAUUUCUGCACAAUGUGAAUGUAAACGAAAGAUAUAGGCCAUAGAGUUUGGAAAAUAUUACCCGAGUCGGGCCAAGUGUAUUUUGAGAGUGCCGACUUAUAAAAAAAAAAAAAAAAAUCGUGAUCAGUGUUAUUAAAGGAGUCCGGGGAGGUUAGACCUCAGACCUUGAAAAUAAAUGUUUUUAGUUUAACGACCUGGGUUGAAAAUAUUCACAACCCCCAAGAUUUCCAGGUCGGGAUGUGCUAUAAGGGGAACAGUUUUCAAGUGGUGUAAAAAGGCGUUGAGAUUAUAGAUAGGUGACCUGGAGGAAAAUGACGGAAGCAGCAUCAAAAGUGUAUCAAUCACUCCCAUUAUAUUAGUGAAAACAGCUAUUCCCAGGGUCAGUUGUUGAAGAAAAGCAAUACGGCUAAGUCGAUGAAAAGAGAACAGCCAGAAGGCUGUCGGUUUUGAAGUGUGGUCUUUCGUAUUUCCCAGGUGAUUAGCCUAGUGCGAAAUUGAUAAGCAUACGACAGUUGUAAGAUAUCCCACGCCAUCGUUCCACCGCCCACCAGCCAAGGAAUGGCUGCUCCUUAGUCGCGGUGUUACAAGGGGAAGAGGAGGAGUGCCAAAAGUCCCGUGUGUUUGGGUGCCAGGGAUGGUGCCACUGCUGAUUGACACCCACAUCUUGACCUAGGAUUGACAGCUGCUCAGUGUGGACCAAUGAGCGUGAAGGAUGUGGCGGUGUGGGCGUGGUAUCGUGUGGGCGGUCAGCGUGAUCGUCCUGGUGUGUUGUGUCAGCCACCUGGUGGAGGGUGGCGCAGGAUUACAGGACAUGGAUAGCGUUGAGAAACGGGAGAAGGUGCUCCAGGAGGCGUCGGAGCUCUCGACGGGAAAUCUCGGGACGGCGUGUGUCUCUGGACCUGGCUACAGAUUGGCAAAGGCCCCCCUCAGAUUUCCACGCUUUGACACUGCCCGACAAAAGGUUGACCUCCUAGCCCGGAUCCUGAAAGAUAGCCGCACAUUCAGAGACACAAAACUGUUGGAGACGAUGGUGAGUAACCUACUGCUGUCUGACGAAGAGAUCGAGGCUGCACGAGUCCUGGUGAAGAACGACGCCACCCGGUUGCCUGAGUCCCUCACUCAAGCCCAUGCAAAUCGCUCUCAGUUCCCGCCCACGCAAGACCCGCCGAAGGCCACCACGGACACUCAGCUUCAAACUGCCAUCGUGAUGGAAAAACCUUGGUACGAAGACGCCUACAACGAGACCUGGGCAGCCCAGAACGCCACAAAAUUCCAGAAGAACUUGAAGCCCCCGUUCUUCAUGGGGUGGUGGACCUUUCCAUACUUUGACUGCGGAUCUAGAAGAUGGCUGCUGAGUUACACGGUGCCUCUCUCGCUCGAUGUGCCACCGGAAGGCCCUAGAUCUUCUCCUCAGUCUUCAGGGAGGAACACUAGGACGUCUCCCCAAAUCAAAGACAUGGGCAUGCUCAGUGUUGAUGUUGACGUGACGCCAUUAGAUAUCAACCAAUGUGACCUGGAGGAUGAUCCACCUGACUCCCAGCUCUCCUACUUUCUUGGAACACACAAGUGUGAUAGAAAUUCGUCGGUGUGCGCAUUUUCACCCGGACAUGGAUGGACGAGAGGCGGCUACAAGUGUCAGUGCAAAGAAAAUUUCUUCGCCAGGAACAAAACCUUCAAUGGAACUCUCGUCGAAGUGGCCUGGCAGAGCAAGAUGGAGUCCAAGGAUCCGACUUACGAUUUACUGUACGUCUGUCGUCCGUGCCGCCCCGAGUGUCCCGGAUGCCACAACGACCAGCCGUGCAAGGCCCAUUACAACUGGCCUUUCAGGAUUGCGUUAUUGACCAUCUCCAUCUUGUGCAUCUUGUUCACUAUCGUCCUGAUGGGGAUGGUGUAUCACUACCGGAGCGUGAAGGUCUUCCGGCUGGCGUCGCCCACUUUCCUCUGCUUAUGCCUCAUCGGAUGUGCCAUUAUGUACUUCGAGAUGGCAGCCAUCUUUCCUGUCCUGGACAUGUAUUCGUGCGUUGCGACAAAGUGGACUCGCCAUUUGGGUUUCUGCAUCACUUUCUCAUCGCUGCUGAUGAAGACGUGGAGAGUAUCUUUAACAUACCGGGUGAAAUCAGCGCAUAAGAUCAAGUUAACCGACAAGCAGCUGCUGCAGUGGCUGACGCCAGUCUUGCUGAUUAUGCUGAUCUAUCUGGGAUGCUGGACGAUCAGUGCUACUCCACGGGCUGAGGACAUCCAAGACUAUAAUGGUCUCUGGUUUAAGCAGUGCCAGUACAACUGGUGGGAUCACUCGCUGGCCGUGGGUGACAUGCUGUUCCUAAUGUGGGGAGUCAAGGUGUGCUUCAGCGUGCGCAAAGCAGAGAGCUUUUUCGAUGAGGCCACCUACAUCUCGUGGGCUGUGUAUAACAUCGCUGUGGUCAACAUUGUCAUGGUUUCAUUCCACUUGCUGAUAUUCCCCAACGCCGGGCCAGAUAUCAAAUACCUGCUAGGAUUCCUCAGGACUCAGUUCAGUACUUCAGUCACCAUCUUGCUCAUCUUUGGACCAAAGUUUUAUCGCAUCAUCAAAGGAACCGGUGAUCAGUACGACAAUCGGGCUCGCGCCAAAGGAGUCACUGCCAGUUUCUCUCUCAAUGGCCUCGGUGUGAUGAACGACGAGCCAGCAGAUCUCUACCAGGAAAAUGAGGAACUGAAGGAGGAGAUCCAGAAACUGGCUGCCCAGAUGGAGUUCAUGAAGAUUGUCCACAUGGAAAUGAACAAUCGCCACCUGAAGCCGAAACCGGGCGGGUACUUCAGCGAGAAGAACUCGGUGAUGAGCAGCGCCCAGUCCCCCGGGGGCAAGACCAACCCCAACCACCCAGCCUCUGCCGCCUCCAAAAUGGAUUGCAGCGGGGGCGGCAACGAGAACUCCUCGGUGAGGCUCUCCCCGGCGGCGGAGCUGGCUUCGGAGAGGGUAUGACUAGUUGCUCAGAGUGAGGAGGUAUGGUUGUGAAGACGAGUGAAAGAUGCCCCCUCUCUUUUAUAUUUGAGCGAUGUCAAUAAAUAUUUGGUGGAAAGAUGCACAAGUGCUGUUUUUAAGUGGAUUUAUCUUUAAAUGGAGUGAUUUAAAAAUGGUGAAGUCCAUAAGCAAUUUUGAAAGAAUAAGUGAUGAUAAUGCCACUGUGUUCGUUCAACAAAGUGGAGGUUUGCGUAGAUAACUUGUGAAAUGGAACGGGUAUUUUGGAUGAGUUCAAGCGAAUGGACUUGUCUUGGUUAUAUUCAUCAGUAUUCGAGUGGAAUGAAUUAAUACAGAAAUGUUGUAAUUGUUGGUAAAUGUGGGUAUCGAUACCUGAGAAUUAAACCAUAUAUUAAUUGUUUAUGAAUUUAGUAUAAAGUAGUCAUUAGGGAAUUACCUGUAGCUUGAAGAGUUUGGAUUGAGUGCUUUCAAGAUCUUGGUCUGCUGCAAUCUUACACCAAAAUACAAAGAUUAUAAAAACUAAAUGUUUUAACUUUUACUAUUUAAUGUAGCCGAUGCAGUUUUAUUUCCAUAGGCAGGAGAAGGGAAACAGAAUUAUGAAAGUUAUACAGAUUUCGAGAAAGAAUUUGUAUGAAGUCGAUAGGCAGAAUAUGAUAGUUUUUGUUAUAAUUUUUUUUUUAUAAAAAGGGAAUUUAAGGAUAUUUACAGUUCAACAUAUUUGUGCUUAGAUUUGGAUUUUUAGUAGAACUGAAAAUAGAGGGGUACUAUUCUAAGUGCUUUUUACAAAAGCUGUACAAGUCCUGUACUGGUACUUAUUAUCAAAAUUUCGACAAUGGCCUUAAAAGAAAUUCUUGAAUUUGUACAUACGAUGCAUUUCCUAUAGAUUUCUAAGUUUUGUGGUCAUCUCUGAAAAGAAUUUUUGAUUUGUGGUCUUGAAACUUUGCAAAUUAUAAAUUACUACCUAUUUAAAACCAAACAUUGCCUUGCUGAUGAUUUGCUUGUUUUGUCGUGAAAAAUCAACUUUAUUUUGGGACUUUUGUUAGUGGCUUAUUUAUUAGGCAAAUCAUUCCAAGACAGUAUUAACUAUUUCAGUAUUCCUAAAUGAGUUUUUGUGAAACGGAGGGAGUAGAUUAAUAAGUGCUUUAGAGCACCGUGACGCUUACUUGUGUACAGAUCGUGACGAUGUAUUAUUGUUGCCUGGAAAAGAAAAAUGGCUCUAAUAUUUUGAUGAUUUGUACAACCACUGAACGUUAGAUUAUCCCAUUGCUUCUUCACGUAAAUGAGUGAAAUUGCAUUUGAAAGUAGUUUUAAGUGAGAGUUAGUCAUUUCAAGUGAACUUCAGUAUAAUAAUCUUACGUUGAAUACCGAAAUUUCUGUAUUGUAUGUUUAUAUAAAUGUCUCCUUUGAGUUACUGAGUGAAGUGUGUCGAGUAGAACUUGUAGAGAUACUUUUUAUUUGUUCAGUUUGCCUUCUUUUCCAUUGAACUAAAUAGCAGUGAUGCGGUCUCUUGGAUGGCGCUUUUGAUGUCAAUGAGGUUGGAAAUAGGAAUAUGUUUCAGAAUAUAGUACAAUUACCAUAGUGAGAAAUGUUUUAUUGUGGAAAAUUUAUGAUGUCUUUUAUAAAGAAUAUAGCAAAUACGAAUGGUCUUGAGAGAACUUGUUGGCUUGCUCGUGGUGAUUUUACCUACCAGUAUCGUAUGUAAACAGCUUUGGAAAAUAUUUGCUUCGUCGAUCAUAUAGAAAGAGCGUUGCUCAUGUGCUGACAUUUUCGCGAUUGCAAACUCAGAGAGGGAUCGCGGUGUUUCACUUGUUAGUCUUUGGACUAUGAAUCUCACAUCAAGGUUUAAUUUUAAACGAAGGUUCGUUCCCUUUCUUAGGUAUUGUGGUACAUUCCACUCUAGUCUGUGUCGCAGCUUUUAUGUUCUGCUCCCAGUCUGAGAGAAAUUUCGCACUAAAUGAUAGGUACCGAAUCUCAUGGAAUGAAUCGUAGUGGGUAUUUUAUUUAUAAACAAAACUCGCCGCGAAUAAAUUAGGAAAAUAUAUUAGUGUUAUUAUUGUGUUAACUAUUUUCGUUCACUUUUUGAGGAGAGAUAAGCCAUAAUCAGAAAUGUCCAGUACAAAAUGUACUUCGUACCUUUAAAAUGGUACAAAGCAACAUAGUUUUUCUAUUUUCAGUUUCUAGUUUUCAGCAUACUAGCCUCAGUCUCAAUAAUUUCAUUAUUAACCAUUUAUCAGUAUUUUUUUCGACGUGCUACGCAUGGAUGAAUUCUUUUGAAGUACAGGAUUUUUCAUCGAAAAAAAAGCUUCCAGAGUUAUGUUUACAAUUAGUUUUACAGCUACUGAAACCCUUGAUACAAAUUGAACUUCAUAUAUUUCAUGCAAUGUAACAGAAAAAUAAAACACAUUUGUGUUUACCAGUAGAUGAAAAAUCCCUGUUUUAGAAGGUGCUAUUUGUUGAUAAAAGGAGAGAGCUCCAUUUUGAUUGCGUAAGAGUUCAAAGAAGAAACUGACUGCUAGUCCCAACUAGGCAUCAUCAUGCAGUGCUUCGACAACGCAGAGCCAGGAUUUCCUUGAGAAUUGUCGACGUCAUCACUACAGAAUGAAAAAAAGAAGCGUUUUCACUUUUUGUUGAGACCAACUCUGUGUCGAGACUAUUAAUCAUUGCGAGCUUAUUAAUAAUGUAUAUCUGUACGUGUCUGUCUGCUUUCGUUUAUGUGUGUGCUUGUGCAUAACUCAGUACUUUCAUUAGAGCCCCAUUUCAGUUUGUUAGUGUCCAUUUGUAGAGGCAUUGAUUUGAUUCGUUGGCUCGUUUGGCUGAAACUUUAGAUGGAAUUCAAUCCAUCUUGCUUUAUUGGUUUAAUGCAUUUACCAAAUUGGAAGUGAUUUGGUUUAAUGUACAAUUUAAGUGUGGUUAUUGUCAGAGAAACUGGAAUGGUGAUUCAUAAAACAAACAAGUAUAGAUGCUUGUUAGAGAAAUUUGACAAGAAAAUAUUUUUUUAGCGUACUACACUAUUUUGUCUUUCUAUGAAAAGUUGCCACCUACUUCUGAUCAAUUCAGGACGUUUUGCAGGCUUCAAAGCCUCAUGGUCAACUGUUGCCCAAACUCCUUGAAAUUAAAUAUUUUUUCAUCCAUCUUCAUUAAUAUUGCAUUGCUUCCAGAGGAGAGAAAAUAGAAUACCUUUGUAAAUGUAUUUCAAGAUCAAAAUGCAGUAGCUGGUUGUUCAUAGUGCAGCAAUGAUUCAUUAUAUAGGAGCUACUAAUAGGCUCUGUAGGGAUACUUUCGUUUAACUUGUAAUGAAGUGCAUCACAUUGCUUUUUGGUCCAGUAACCACCAGCUUCUAAUGAUUUGGUCUUCAAAUAUGUACUACCUGUAUCAGCACAUCUGGUAAUGGCUGAUGAGAAACGGAAAGAUCUUGCACAACAGACUCGAGCUGGAAAAACUUAUUUUUGAAUUGUUUGAAGGGACCAAGUCAAGCAGGAUAUAAAGUAUGUAGGAAAGUAUUUUAGUAACUCGAGAUAGAUAAACUGGCGCUGCAGAGCAAAAGCUGGUUUUUAGAUACGUAGUCGAUACGGCAUGCAAGUUUCACGCAGAAGUUGGAAGAUGAGUAAUAAGACUUAACACUUAAGCUUUUCUAUUGUAAGAAGUUAAACCAUGUAAUGCACGGAAAUUCGAAAUUGUCGUAAGCCUAACAUGUGAAAUAUUUUGUUUUCAUUUUCUGAAGAAGUGAGGAGUAACUGCCCUUCGGAAAUCGCAACCAACUGCAAUUUACUCCUGAGCCCCAAUUGAUUUCCUUUUCCGAUAAAUGUCGUAGUUGGGCGUUGUAUUUUCUGGGUCUAGUUUCUCCGUUUUCUCUGAUGAAAAUCACGUGUAGAAAACAGAUCUUCUUCAGGGACUGAUCUAAAAGACAUUGCGGCGUGACCAACAUGAAGGUCAUGUUGUGAUAAGCUAUGUUUUUGUCAAAAUGUCUAUACCAUCAGUGUUCACUGUCAACAUAACUAUUAUUUAUCUUAUUCAAUGAAUGAAGGCUUACAUUUAAGGAUUAUAGUCAAACUCGUUCAGCCUCUUGUUAUGAUGCAUGAUGACUUAGUGAAACUUCUAUAACUUGUAUGUUGUCUGGUUUAACCCAUUAGGUCAUAAGAAUAAUCAGAUUAAUAUUGAAUGGACUCCAUAUGUUUAGAAGUACCAAAUAAAGAGGUCUACUAUA
Molecule: messenger RNA, 7325 nt
Organism: Macrobrachium nipponense
Lineage: Eukaryota; Metazoa; Arthropoda; Malacostraca; Decapoda; Palaemonidae
Product: probable G-protein coupled receptor CG31760
Exons: 19
Coding region: 878-3124 (748 amino acids)
Biological process (GO): G protein-coupled receptor signaling pathway
Cellular component (GO): membrane
Molecular function (GO): G protein-coupled receptor activity
Source: RefSeq, a predicted model, not a curated record